AUGUUCAAACGUGCCUUCAAAGUUGUACUACGACCUGUGGUUAAAAACAACUUUGUAUUGUUGCCGGAAAGCUACUACAAGGUGGUGUCCACAUAUGACAAUGGCUGUCUACAAUUGCAAUACGAAGGACGCACACACUACGUAUCUUGGGCCCCUGAAGGCAGCAGUAAAGACAACGAAAUUGCGAUAAACGCAAGAGUUGCAAAAGAGAUAGGUCUUAAUGAAAACGAUUUCGUAAAAUGCACCCUUGUCGUAGAUGUGCCAAUAUUGCGAAAUGUUUUUCUUACGCCAGUUUCGAGUAAGGAUUGGGAGAUAAUCGAGCUCAGUAGCGACCAAAUCUCGGAUAGUGUUUUAGAGCAGACGCGCAUUGUCAAUUCAAAUCAAAUUUUAAUAGUUUGGGUAAAUAAAUCUAUUCAAGUGGCGCUGACUGUUGAUCGCUUGAAACCUAAUCUUACUCAUGGAAGAAUUGACCAUACGACGCAGCUGAUUAUAUCGCCUGACGUGGCCCAUAGCAACUCGAACGGAGAAGCCGAAGGUAUAUUGCGUAGUAAAACAACAUCUAGUAUUGUUAAUGGCGAUCAUAUGGACGGUUUCAAACAGCAACUGUCCAAAUCGUCGACCAAUAAACAAAUGAAAAAUAAUCAGAACUUGGCUAAAUCUAGCCGACUUGACAAAAUGGAACGUUUGAAGAAAGACUUAUGUCGAGAAGCGUGUAAAUUUGUCGAGUUUAGAGUUAUAUCUGGUUCGUGGUCAAAUGAUUCACAAAUAUCAGAUGUUUACGUUAACGGUGUUAACUGGCCAGCCAAUAUGGAUCCCAUGUCAAUUUACUGUCUGCGUACAAUUGAAGAUCGAGAAUACUACGUUCGUAUACAUUUAGUGAGUGCAAGCGAAUUAUUGCCAACCAUUCAUCCCACCAUAGAAAUUAGUGCAAAUCUGAUUAAAAUUUUAAAAUUGAAAGAAUUGGAAAAAGUUGUUCUUAAGCCCAAACCUAUGGUUGUCAACUUUGUGGAAAAAAUAGAAUUGUUCGCUCACAAGAAAACACAUUAUAAGGUCAUUGAGAACGCUUUUAAACGUUUUGUAAGACAGAAGACUGAGACAAGCCCGCUUUUGCUCAACCAAAAUGAGGUUGUGCGCCUAGAAGAUGACCUUGUUGUGACCGUUGGAAUUCUGCCAGAACACUUUCAUUAUUGCGCAGUCGAUUCGCAAUUUUUGAAGGAAAGUAAGAUAUAUGCAGCUGAUGUGGUGCGUAACGUUGAUGAGAUCCUAUUUGCAAGUCCACCUGUAGUAUCUCCACUCUUUUCGAAAGAUAUUAUAAAGCUACGUGAUUUUGAUUUAAAACUUGAGGAUCUGAUAAGCGAAUUGAGAAGUAAUCUUUGUUUAGAUUCCAAAAAUUCGGUUUUAAGGCAGGCGAAUAUUCUUUUGACAGGAUCGUCUGGUGCUGGAAAGACGGUUCUGGUUGAGCGCAUACUUAAUGAGCUGGUUCGCAAACCUUUCUUCUGCCAUUUUGAAAUAUUUAAUUGUACUCGCAGUAAAGGACGAAAGGCCGAGUCCGUACAGAAAGAUUUGCGUACAGUAUUUACAACAUGUUUACAAAAUGCCCCUUCCAUUGUGGUUUUGGAAAAUCUAGAUGUUCUGGCACACGCAUCGAAUGACCAGGCAACUCAAGACAGUGAAUACUUCAAUAGAAUAGCCGACGUUGUCCAUCAGCUUAUUGCUCAAUAUACGACUCAUCAUCCGAUUGCCGUUAUAGCUACAUCAAACGAAGUUCAUUCGCUUAAUAAACGUUUAUACUCACCUCGAGGCCGCCACCUUUUCCAGACUAUUGUAAAUCUUCCGGGGUUGGAAAGGAACGAUCGAGAAGUUGUACUCAAGGAACUUUGCAGCCAUAUUGAAACGGAUAAACUUGAUUUUGGGCGGUAUGCCCUUCUAACGGAAGGCUACAACAAGGGCGAUUUGGUACAAUUUAUCGAGCGAGCUAUUUUUUAUGCUUAUAGAUUAAGUAAAACACGUCCAAUUCUUUUAAAUGAACAUUUGAAAAAAUCUUUGGAAAACACAAAUUCGUACUGCCUUAGAGGAAUAGAGAGUCACCAGUCCACAGAUCAAAAUUCCGAUAUGGAUGAUACUUGUGAUGAAAACAAGGUACACGGUUUGGAAUCUGUAACAUCCGUUCUAGAGGAAGUUCUAAUGUGGCCAUCGCGGUAUCCAAAAAUUUUCAAUAAAUCGCCAUUACGAAACCAAGCUGGUGUUCUUCUGUAUGGUCCUCCUGGCACUGGAAAAACGUUUUUAGUGUCGAAACUUGCUAAAAUGUGGAACCUGCGUACUAUAUCUGUCAAGGGUCCAGAAUUGUUAGCAAAAUAUAUAGGACAAAGUGAGGAGAAUGUUCGCAAUUUAUUCAAUAGGGCACGGAGUGCAAAGCCGUGUGUUCUAUUCUUUGAUGAAUUUGAUAGUUUAGCACCCAAACGUGGUCAUGAUUCUACUGGUGUAACUGACCGUGUUGUAAAUCAGUUGUUAACCGAGCUAGAUGGUGUUGAAGGAUUACAGGGUGUAACGGUCAUAGCUGCAACAUCUCGCCCAGAACUAUUGGACCCAGCGUUACUUCGUUCAGGCCGUAUUGAUCGAUUGGUAGAAUGUUCACUGCCGGACUUUUCUGCACGACUAUCAAUUUUUGAAUCAUUGUCUGCAACACUAUGCCUCGAUGAAACUGUGGAUUUCGCCUAUUUUGCCGAGAGAUCCGAAAACUACAGUGGUGCUGAUAUACAGAGCAUCCUAACGUCGGCUAACAUGAUCGCUGUAAAAGAAGCUAUUGCUAAUUUCGGACAAGAGAAAAUCGCCGAAAAAGUCACCAUUAAGCAGACACAUCUUCUUGAGGCCUUUAACCAAACUAGACCUUCGCUCAAUAAGUCUGACGUUGAACGAUAUCAGAAAACCUAUGCCAGAUUUACUAACAAGGAAAGGUCUUCUCGAGAUUAUGUAUCAAAACGUGCCACGUUGGCCUAA
Musca vetustissima is the source of this 2997-nucleotide messenger RNA. It is a transcript of the gene Pex1, whose product is annotated as peroxisomal ATPase PEX1. NCBI's taxonomy places the organism in Eukaryota, Metazoa, Arthropoda, Insecta, Diptera, Muscidae. The coding region runs from base 1 to 2997 and encodes 998 amino acids. Gene Ontology annotation, molecular function: ATP hydrolysis activity; ATP binding. The record is from RefSeq and is a predicted model, not a curated record. Gene Ontology annotation, cellular component: peroxisomal membrane; cytosol; peroxisome. The transcript has 12 exons. Gene Ontology annotation, biological process: protein import into peroxisome matrix.